AUGGCAGAUAAACCUUUUUCCAUCCUGAUUGAUGAAUCAACUGAUGUUUCUUUGACAAAACAUCUUUGCAUUUGUGCUCGAUACUAUUCAGAUGAACAGAAAUCAGUUAUCGAUGACUUUCUUGGUUUAGCUGCUGUGAUAUCAACCACUGGUGCAGAUCUUUUUGCUGUUUUGGAAACAAAGUUGACGUCUGUUGGAUUGUCUUUAAAAAACUGCAUUGGGUAUAGCUCAGACGGAGCUUCAAAUGUCAUUGGAUUUCACAAUUCGGUUUGGUCUCGUGUUCGGGCAGUCUCUCCUAAUUGUAUUUUAAUGCGCUGUACAUGCCACUACAUAAACCUCAUUGUUCAACAUUCCUUUGAAUUAAUGCCAUCAAGUGUUGGCUUUCUGCUUAGUGAAAUUCCUUAA
Messenger RNA from Hydra vulgaris (swiftwater hydra), 405 nucleotides. RefSeq names its product protein FAM200B-like. The record is from RefSeq and is a predicted model, not a curated record. Lineage: Eukaryota; Metazoa; Cnidaria; Hydrozoa; Anthoathecata; Hydridae.